AUGUCCACUAUAGACACUUCUUCACAACCAAUAGACCCUCCUCCAAACAAACCAUCUUCAAAAUGGAAGAGCACUUCAUCCACCUCCUCUACCACCAGCACUCAAAAACCCCCACGCAAAGUUGAUCGCGAGUUGCAACGUAUAAAAAGCUUGGCCGUUGUUUCUGGUCUCAAUAAGCAAUUUUCACAAGAACCACAAUCAAUGUCUCCCAUCCCAUCUAUAUCAACAACUACAACUGGUGCCUCGAGUGGUGGUGCUGGAUACAAUAAUCAUUAUCACCAUAGUCAUUAUGUUCCUCAUCGACCUGCCACGGUGUGUGGACUUUCCUCGGAUAUGCGUCCAUAUGGUGCCCGAAGUCAAAGAAGUAGCAGCAUCAGUAGUUCUCAUAGUCGGCAUUCCACAACAAAGUCCAAGGCAACAACAACCACCAUGUCGAGCCAGCGCCUUAAAAAGACGAUUGAAUUGGAUGAGCUGGAAAAGGAGUUAUUGAGCAUGUUUGAACAGGCGUAUUUGCAACGAUCUCAGGAACAACGUGUGGACAAUUGGGUAGUAAGCGUGAUGCCACCUGCAUCUGAUAUAUGUUCGGUGGAUGAUGCUGCUGCAGCCCACAUGGAUGAUAAUACGCCACCAGCAACGACACCCCCCGAUGAUGCACGUGUAGCCAAGCGGAGCAGUAGUAGAUUGUCUUUGGGCCGCGAUUCAAUUAUCUCGGAGGUCGGUCAGCAACAGCGUAUUCGUGAAUUGGAGUCGUUAUAUAUGGCCACGCUCAAGAAGCUCAAUCAAAGUGAACAAAAUCAUACACAAUGGGAACAACGUAUCCAGCAAACGAUAGCGGCAUAUAUUGAAGAGAAGGAAAUGGAAGCUGAUCGUGCACGCCAAUUGGCCGAGGUUGUUGUUAAACAGGAGCUAAUAAUGGAACAAAUGGAGCUUCAUAUGCAUCAAGUCACUGCUGCUGCUGCUGCUGCUGCAGAACCACACACGGCAACCACUGAGGAAGAACAAGAACAAGCUAAGCAUACAUUACAUCAGCUCAAGAGUGAAAUUCAAGAGUUGAGAGACACACGUACAGCCAUUGAGAAUGAUAUUUCAGUGCUUCGUCGUGAGUUGGAUGCCGAGCAACGAUUACUGGAACAAACGUGGGAAACAAGCCAAACAUUGACAGCCGAAUGCAAUGAACAACGAGUACAAAUCACCGAAAAGUUGGAUACGCUUAAACGACAAGUGAUGGAUAAGGACAUGCUUUUGCACAAGGUGUAUUUGACACAUCGAGAUGUCGUACCUGAAAGACCUGCACGCAAUAGCAACCGGGAUAGCAAACAACAACAACCUCCUCCACAGCAACAACGUCGUUCCACAGCAACGCCAAGAUGGACAGGAGGUCCUCUUCCACCACAAGCUCCACCACCAACAGAUCCUUUACCACCUGUUCCUUUGUCGCCACCACCAGCACAACAACAACAACAACCACAAUCGUCACCAGAAGAGGUCUUGAGCAAUAGUAGCAAACGUCCCUCCAUUUCUUCAUCAGCAGGUGGUGCAUCCUCUUGCUUUGAAGAUCCAGAAACGGAAGCAGCUUAUCGUGAAUUUGCAGAACAACUUCAAUCGCGUCUCUCUGUGUCAAAGGAAAUUGACGACUUGCGUGUGUGGCAACCAGCUGAUCUCGAUGAGUUCCAAAAGCGUAUGAGUCGAUGGAGCGACAUGGACGAAGAAGAUCUCAAACGCCAUAGUCUUGCAAGCAGUCUUCGAUCAAAAGAAGGAGCAGCAUUUUGGCGAGGCAUGAAAAAGAAGUUGAGAGUCUAA
Molecule: messenger RNA, 1800 nt
Organism: Lichtheimia ornata
Lineage: Eukaryota; Fungi; Mucoromycota; Mucoromycetes; Mucorales; Lichtheimiaceae
Exons: 1
Coding region: 1-1800 (599 amino acids)
Source: RefSeq, a predicted model, not a curated record